This is a messenger RNA of Mucor mucedo, 1953 nucleotides long. RefSeq lists its product as uncharacterized. The transcript is spliced from 2 exons. Lineage: Eukaryota; Fungi; Mucoromycota; Mucoromycetes; Mucorales; Mucoraceae. Bases 1 to 1830 code for a protein of 609 amino acids. Gene Ontology annotation, biological process: regulation of transcription by RNA polymerase II. Gene Ontology annotation, cellular component: histone deacetylase complex; chromatin. The record is from RefSeq and is a predicted model, not a curated record. Gene Ontology annotation, molecular function: histone H3K9 demethylase activity; chromatin DNA binding; transcription coregulator activity.
AUGAUUACGAAAAGCAGCAAUGUCGAGAUCCAUCUGCAAGCUGGCCCAUGCACCUCUCCACCCUACAAUCAAUUCGACAUGAUUUGUAAUAGUUGCGCAGAGGAACAACCUUGUUCAUUCAUGGGAUUAAGAGGAUUCGAAAUCUCAACCAUCGAUGGAAGUUUAGUUUACGGACCCUACUUCCCCGAAACCAAAAAGAACGAUUUGUUACAUAGCUCCCGAAGUCUUCGUUUUAACGGCAAACCGUAUUCACCAGGUGCCAAGAAGUACGCCUUGAACCAAAUCCGUUCGACACUUCGAAAAGUACUGGAACGUCAAAAGGAUGCUCGUUCUUACUAUAACAACAAGGCCGUUCAACGAGAUCAUACCGAAGGUUACAGACAUCUGUGCGAUACUUGUUCAACAACCAUCUUCAACAAACAUUAUGUCUGCGCAAGCUGUGCUAUGGAAAUAUGUAUCGAAUGUUACGAUGAUUUACAAAACAUGACUGAGGGAAUCCAUACUCACCCCAAGUCUACAAACAACAAGCAUGCUCGAGCGGAAUUUGUCUUAUUCUCAAAGUUUGCUAAAAAGUCCAUCUCGACUUUACUUAAAAGCACGAUUCCUAAGGCCGCUCGAUCUUUGAUGCGCAAGGUCAAGAAGGAGAACGAUCCAAGUGCUGCUGCUAUGGUUACUACAUCCCAUGAUACCAUCUCAACAGGUAAAAUAAUAAUGUUGCCAAUAUCUUUGGAUUUUAUUUUAAUUAACCAUUUUAUUUUUAAAAAACAGGUGAUCAAUCCUUCCCAACAAAGUUCGUUAUCAACGAGUUCCUUGUCUCACCUUUUUUCGGGGGUUAAAGAUGAGCAAAGGACAAGUCAAGAUGGACAGCAAUUCUUGAAGAUCGAGGCCUGCAAUUUGAACCUGGACUUAUUCCAACAACAUUGGCAAACGCAUCGUCCAAUUCAUGUCACCAACUCCACUGGCAAUAGUGAGUUUGAGUGGACUCCUGCCAUGUUCAGCACGUUAUGCGGUACCGAUACCAUCCAAGCUACCGAUUACGACAACAGCGUCUUCGAGUUAAAUGGCAAAGAUUACUUCGAUGCUUUCUCAGACCGCAAGCGUCGUCAACGACUAUGCAAGAAACUGGGAAGCUCUGAGGUUCUGAAGGUGAAGGACUGGCCACAGACUCAGGAUUUACAAAACAGGCUGCCAGGUUUAUAUGACGAUUUUAUGCGAACAGUACCGGCACCUGAAUACUGUAGCGCCUCCGGUUACUUAAACUUGGCAAAUCGAUUACCAGAAGAAUACCUGCCUCCUGAUCUUGGACCCAAGAUGUUCAUCUCCUAUGGCAGCGACCAACAUGGCAAGACGGGCAAGACGAACUUACAUUGUGACAUCACCGAUGCAGUCAAUGUCAUGUAUUAUGCCGAUGAUGAAACUGCAAGGGAUAAACCCAAGGCUGCCUCGGUCUGGCAUAUCUUUCCCCACGAUCAAAUAGGCCAAUUACAAGAAUAUAUUAGGCAGUAUAAAGAUUGUGAUCAUUUGCAUCCAAUUUUCGAUCAUGCCUUUUACUUGACCGAACAAGAUCUGGUACGUUUGGAAGCCGAAUUUGGUGUUGUUCCAUACACCGUCUAUCAAAAUCCUGGUGACGCGGUGUUCAUCCCAGCAGGCUGUGCCCACCAGGUAUUAAACUGCUCGAACUCGAUCAAGUGCGCUUUCGACUUUUUAAGUCCAGAAAAUGUCGAAAGCAGUUUAUUUAUCUCAAGUGAGCUGCGCAAGCUUCACAAGCAAGACGCGCUCCAAGUCCAAACGACUCUGGCUUUUUCUUGGGUUAGUCUCAAGUCGGACUAACAGCAACAGCAACAGCGACAACAGCAACAACAACAACAAUAACAACAACAACAACAACAAUAACAAUAUUUCUUUUAUUGUUUGUAAUAAUAAAAAAAAAAAUUAGUAUUUAUUUCAAAAAAA